UCAUCCUCAAGAUAACUUACAGGUAGUUUCACUUGUAUCUAGGAAUGACCACAAAUUUUAAAGAACUCUGUGUUACCGACUCCUACUGGGCUCUAUCCAAUCCUCUGCUGCUAAUGUCAUUCGUUUCCUUGUGCUUGGAAAUUGACCACGCGUUGCUAAUUUUCGUUCGGUUUCCCCUUAUAAAAGGUAAAAUAUCGUUCAAUUUCUUACUCUCCUAAUUGCUUUAGGUCUAUUUUUACAGUCAUAGACAUUAGGUUGCAGUAAGUACUCGGUUUAUAGAUAUAGGUACUGGAAAAAUUUGGAGGUUAGAUCACGUUAUGCAAUCAUAGUGUGAAAAUGGGAAAAUCGCACAGAUCUUCCUCUCGAUCUAGUUCUGUCUCCAGCACGGACGCUCAUAGACGAAGCCAUCGAGACAAAUCCGACCUCGAAAGGCGUUUACGCCAUUUGGAACGGAAAGUCCGCAAAUCUCGUCACGCCCGGAAACAUCACACCAGGCGUAGUCGUUCCACAUCUCUUUCUCCACGUCAUACACAUGAACGUGGGGAAAGAACAAGUCCUCUUCACAGCAGCAAGGAGUCAGAAGGGUUUGAUCGCGGCACAUUUUCUCGAUGCCCGACCCCUAUUUCUCUGCCAACCAACGGUGGCGAGCCUGAUGUACUUGUUUGCUUGGAACCCGACCUCGAAAAAGAGGUUUUAGCCUUGUUAGGGGAUGACCCAUCAGAAAAAUCUGAGGAGAUUCACCUUCAUGAAGCACUAACUGUGCGUUGGAACUAUAACCUCACACGAGGUUUGGAUGCUCAGGUAAAAACAGCAUUAUUGGGGAAAUACCAAACACCAAUCAAUUGCGAAUUACUCAAAGCACCAGAAAUUCUACCUGCAUUAGCCGAUAUACAAAUCAAGAAGGAUAAGUAUCAACGUUUAGGUCAAUCUCAAUUGGGCGUGGGUCUCACCUCACUAGGUGAAGCUUUGACCCUUCUUCUGAAGGAGAGUGGUUCCCGAAAUGAGGAAUUAUUGAAAUUAUUAAUAGAUUCCGGAAAAAUUUUGACAGAUCUUUUCUUUAAUAUGUCCCGAUCUAGAAGAGCCAACAUUGCUCAAAAUCUUAAUAAGUCUAUGAAGGACAUAAUCCAGAAAGAUACACCAGGUCACUUUCUGUUUGGAGAGGACUUAAGUGAACGCAUUAAAUCUGCAAAGACUUUACAAAAGUCAAGUCAGGACCUCAAAGCGGUACCAGAUAAAUUAAUAGUAAAAACCCCUAAAAUCAGUCAAAAAAGAGGGGGGGGGGAGGAACAACUAAUUACCCAUCCACCUCCAGGUCUUUAAACUCGAGGAGCUCGUUUCGGUCAACGAGGGACCUGAAACAAAAAGGGCGAGAUCCUCGACCGUAUCAGAGUUACAAAAAUUACCGGAGUCGCAGUCCCUCACGCUCCAACAAACGUUAGAGUUACGAACAACACCCUCUGAGGCUUACUCUGGUUGCCACACUUUUGUCAGGGAAGUUUUUUCUCAGAAGAAAAAUACCCGAACAAUCAAUCCUCAUAAUGUUGCAGUCUUUGUCGACCGGGACUUUAAAGCAGUAUGACUGCACAUACAGCAGCUGGUGGCUUUUCUGUUCAAAGUUCAAUCUAUGUCCUUAUACUGCUACUUCCAAUGAGGUACUACAAUUUUUGCAGGACAUAUUUACCUCAAAAAAUUAUAGUUAUGGGACGUUUAAUUCCCAUCGCUCAGCUUUAUCUUUAAUCAUUCCUGAUAUUGGAACUAAUAUUUACAUAAAACGAUUUUUGAAGGGGAUAGCGCGACUUCGCCCGGUACGUCGCAAAUACGACUUUACUUGGGAUCCCAGUAAGGUCUUAGAUUUUUUGAAUAACUUGUUUCCUAAGACCAACCUUUCAUUGCAAAAACUCACGUACAAAUUGAUCACGCUGUUAGCACUGAUCACUGGACAUCGUGUUCAAACACUAUCCUUGAUUAAAUUAUCAAAUAUUCUUAAGAUGGAUACCAAAAUUCAGAUCCGAAUAACAGAAAACAUUAAAACGUCUUUACUGACAAAAAACGAACCGUGCCUUCAAAUCCCUUUCUUUAACGAACAACCUGGAGUUUGUGCUGCUCUAACCUUAUCAGACUAUAUCCAGAGGACUGCUCAGAUUCGUAAAGAUGUUGACUCUCUGUUCCUGACAAUAAAAUCACCUCAUAAAGCAGCUAAUAAACAAACAUUAAGUAAAUGGAUAAAAACCACAUUAUCUAUGGCUGGAAUUAAUACUAGUAUUUUCUCAGCUCAUUCAACUAGACAUGCGUCAUCAUCUGCAGCUUUACGCAAAGGCAUUUCAUUGGAUGUAAUCCAUAAGACUGCAGAUUGGUCCGAAAAGUCACAAACUUUUGCCAAAACCUACAAUCUGCCUCUAGCUGCAGAGACCGAUUUUCCCAAGGCAAUUAUGCAAUGAGUCAUGUGCCUUUUUUCCUUUUCGUUAUUAAAAGAAUAUAUGUUUUGUUUAUCUUUAAUUUUACAAUGUAGACGCUCAAAUAAACUUUUGAUGUUA
Messenger RNA from Tribolium castaneum (red flour beetle), 2534 nucleotides. RefSeq lists its product as uncharacterized. The transcript has 2 exons. The coding region runs from base 337 to 1320 and encodes 327 amino acids. NCBI's taxonomy places the organism in Eukaryota, Metazoa, Arthropoda, Insecta, Coleoptera, Tenebrionidae. The record is from RefSeq and is a predicted model, not a curated record.